Aureobasidium vineae is the source of this 1125-nucleotide messenger RNA. Lineage: Eukaryota; Fungi; Ascomycota; Dothideomycetes; Dothideales; Saccotheciaceae. The record is from the annotation of a GenBank genome assembly.
GUAGUCAUGGCUGAUGUCAGAGGGCAACCGACUCUCCACGAGCUCAAGUCGUAUGACAUGCUAGUCACAUCCGCCGUGUUCUUAGGUCUCUCUGCCAUGACGGUGAUUGCCAGAAUAUAUGUUAGAGGUUGGAUGAUUCGUUCAUUCGGUUGGGAUGAUUGGCUUAUGAUGGUGACCUGGGGUUUUUUCGCUGUGACAACCUCAUUGCUCAUAAGCAUUGCAUUGGCAGAAAUACAUCCACCAGGUGUCGGAAAUCCUGAUACCGUCAACGGCAUCUUGACAUUGGUUGUUUGUAUCUUUGGACUCUAUAUUCUAACGACCAUCAUAUUCAAGCUCAGUCUGGCCGUCUUCUUCCUCCGUGUUGUCAACCAGCGCUGGCAACGUCAGGUCAUCAUUGGUUCAGUGACACUCUACACGCUCUUCGGAAGCGCCUGGCUCUUCGUUGCCAUCUUUCAAUGUGGCAACCCUGGAGAUUAUGGAAAGAACGAGCUGGAUGGCAAGUGCCUGCCUUUCAAGACCGUCCUCCGACCACUCAACUACACCCAUGGAGUACUCAAUGCCGUCACCGAUUGGAUCUUUGCAAUUAGUAAGUCUGCGCAGAUGCACAGGCAACAGAAAAUCACCGUCUGCACCAUUCUCGGCUUGGGUGUUCUGGGCAGCAUCUGCUCUAUCGUACGCCUCGCCUACGUGGACGUCAUUGGCGUCUUACUCGAGGAUCUCCUGGUGUCUGCUCCCAACUACGCCAUCGUCUCCAUCAUCGAGCUCGGUCUUGGUAUCACGGCUGCCUGUCUAGCCACCCUCCGCCCUCUUUUCGCCGCCUGGUUCGACAAGGCACGCACAAACAUGUCCUCGUCUCGCAGCAGAAACACCAAGUCUACACCCAUAGGCUUGGGCAACAACAAAGGCAUCUCUGGCUCCUACGUGACUUCUGGCCAUAAUUUGGGUCACAAAGACGAUGGCGUCGUUACUGUGACCAGAGAGUUGCAGGUGUACACAGACCGACCCAGUAAUCUUGGCGAUAUGUUGGAGAUGCAUGCGUUUGGCCCUGCGGAAGGACAUCAGACACGUUCUGGCCAUCGAUCACGGAGUCAAUCCAGUGAAGAGUCUUUGCUCGAGGUUGUAUAA